Molecule: messenger RNA, 645 nt
Organism: Geosmithia morbida
Lineage: Eukaryota; Fungi; Ascomycota; Sordariomycetes; Hypocreales; Bionectriaceae
Product: HIT zinc finger
Exons: 2
Coding region: 1-645 (214 amino acids)
Biological process (GO): maturation of LSU-rRNA from tricistronic rRNA transcript (SSU-rRNA, 5.8S rRNA, LSU-rRNA); snoRNA localization; box C/D snoRNP assembly
Cellular component (GO): pre-snoRNP complex; nucleus
Source: RefSeq, a predicted model, not a curated record
AUGGACACGACAGAGCAGAAAAUGGAGGUAGACGCGCCUGUUAAGGAGCACACAGAAUUUCGGGAGAGUGAUCAGGACGGCGACAAGAAAAUCACAGCAGCAGCAUCAGUUUCUAGUACAUGCGGUGUUUGUGAGAAGAAUCCUUCGAAAUACAAGUGUCCCAGAUGCUACCUCCCCUACUGCUCAGUGGCAUGCAACAAGAUCCAUCGCGAAAACCACCCUCCCGAUCCUGAACCAACCCAACCAGCGUCGGCGGCAGUACCGUCUGAACUGCUACUGACGACCACCGGUGCCCUUCCAACUAGGCCAGGCGACGACGAUGAUGAUAGCCCGUAUAGCGUUAUCCACCGCUCCGAGAAGCUUCAAUGGCUCUUCCGAAAGUACCCCCGUCUGCCUGAGCAGCUCCUCGAGAUCGAGACGGCCAUGCGGGAACCCACGAGCGAACGAUCUAGAAUACCGGCUUCCUUAUUGAAAGAUCUCCCGCCGCAGAAUAGCGGGUGGGAUCGCGAAAAGGGCAUCGCCCAGGGAAAGAAGGCCCUCCGAAGAGCUAGGGGUGCCGAGGGCGAGGAUGGCGAGGCUAUACGCGAGUACUCGGAGUUGGUGCUGUACCUUAUGGAAGAGGAAAGGCGAGGCAAGAAGGCGUGA